UGAACUAAUUUUGGACUGAAGUACUGAAUACCUGUGGUGAUCUGGCAAAACAAUCAGGCAACCCUCAACAUUGCAACACCCACCACGGUCCGCCGUCCUCGUAUAUCCAGAAAAUGUCUUCGAGUAUUUUCGCAGAAUGGUUACUCAUUCACUACGCGUCGAUUAAGAAGCGAUCGCCAAACGAAGGUCGCAGACGAUGGAAACUUCAGGUCGCACAAAAGUUUUGGGCCCCGGGCGAGAAAACGCAUUUAAAUGUAUCUCAGACCACUAGUGCCGCUGGUACUGAUGACAAUGCGGAUUUCUAUAUGGACAGUGAUCCUUUUGACGAAGCGUCAGCUGACAGAGAAGAGCUGGGAAUCCUUUUGCGAACUGAUUUUUCCGAUGAGGCUGCUUGGCUAGCUUUCUGCAGUCGACUUGAAGAAGGAGAGAAGGAGUUUACAGUCAGCCCUUUGGAAGAAGAUCCAGACACAAUAAUGGUCGAUCAACUUGAACCCAACAAUGCAAGUCCGAGUGCUGUAACUACGACAGCAGAAGAUGACAGCCAUGAAUCUGAGGAUGAGAACUCCCCCAGUGCAAUCUUUCACAUCGUCAAUCCAUCUUUACCCCAGGAACGUGCUCUGCUAACCAACAUCUCAAAUCUUGCGGCGCUUCGCUUCUUUAACGACGUGGAUGUCAGACAAGCCCCCACUCCUCCACCAGAUGCCAAACGCGUCAGGCCUCCAAACAGAUUAGUCGACUCAGGUGGUUGGCAGGAGGUCUAUGUGGGAAAGAACUUGUGGAUAUACGACGCCAAGUCCAACAGUGAUCAAUGCGUGCGAGUGGUCAGUCAGAGCAGCUCGGACAUGUAUGGCACAGCAACGGCCGAUAGCUGGAGAGCUAGGGUAUCUCACAUCUGCGAACUGCAAGUAAACCUGUCUUCUGGCGCGAUGAAGAUCGACUUCGGAGGCCUGGAUCGCUGGGAUUAUGCGGAACGUCAACGAAACAUGCAGGAAGCUGAGACUCCAGAAGUUUUGUGAAUGUUCAUUAAGUCAUAGAUUCUACCAGGAAUGGAGAGAUGCAAUGUUUUUUUUUAAGAUGCAAGCAGCCAGCUACAGUAAAAACGAUGCAUAGUAAACCUCAAGGUGUCCUCUGCCACGCAACUUCCCAAGAGGAUUUUAAGAGGUGACAGUCCAGACA
Suillus bovinus is the source of this 1176-nucleotide messenger RNA. RefSeq lists its product as uncharacterized. The record is from RefSeq and is a predicted model, not a curated record. The transcript has 4 exons. Bases 114 to 1016 code for a protein of 300 amino acids. NCBI's taxonomy places the organism in Eukaryota, Fungi, Basidiomycota, Agaricomycetes, Boletales, Suillaceae.